AUGAUUUGCAACCGCUGCUUACGGACGGCCGUCCAGCGCCCCGUCGCUCUCCCUUUCCGCCGCGCCAUCACCACAACCUCACCUCUUCGAGCCACCGCUCAAGCAGCACCGCGACAGGGAAACCCAAACAGCUCAGCCCACACACCGUCUGCUGCUACCUCAACAGGAGCCGCGCAACCAUUUUCUACACCUUUGACAUCUUCGCCAUCAGCUGCUGAGCUGCAAGCACCGAGUGCACAGAAAGCGGCACCCACAGUAAAGAGUUCAGUGACUGCUGGCACACCGCUGAAGGGCUUGAACUUUAUCAAGGGAAAGAACGACCCUCUUGCCCUGGAAGAUGCAGAGUAUCCGACCUGGCUGUGGGGAAUUUUGAAGAAGAAGGGUGGAGAGAGUGCAGCUGAUGCUGGUUCCGUGGAGGGAGAUUUGUUCUCAAAGUCCAAAAAGCAACGUCGCGUGGCUGCCAAAGCCCUCCGCAAACAACAACUACUCAACCCCGAAGCACUGGCUCCCAAAAUCCCUCUGCACGAACAAACCAUUGAUUUGCCUGCUGGAGAUGGAAGUCUGCAGGGUGCCAUUGAGGCCAUGGAGGCUAGAGAUGCCUUGACAAAGGCUAUGCGCAAGAACAGACGUGCUAAGAUCAAGGAGGCCAACUUCUUGAAGGCUAUGGGUUAG
Messenger RNA from Aureobasidium musti, 672 nucleotides. Lineage: Eukaryota; Fungi; Ascomycota; Dothideomycetes; Dothideales; Saccotheciaceae. The record is from the annotation of a GenBank genome assembly.